Messenger RNA from Meriones unguiculatus (Mongolian gerbil), 5188 nucleotides. It is a transcript of the gene Arap1, whose product is annotated as ArfGAP with RhoGAP domain, ankyrin repeat and PH domain 1. Gene Ontology annotation, cellular component: plasma membrane; cytoplasmic vesicle; trans-Golgi network. The record is from RefSeq and is a predicted model, not a curated record. Gene Ontology annotation, molecular function: protein binding; GTPase activator activity; phosphatidylinositol-3,4,5-trisphosphate binding. Gene Ontology annotation, biological process: positive regulation of GTPase activity; signal transduction. NCBI's taxonomy places the organism in Eukaryota, Metazoa, Chordata, Mammalia, Rodentia, Muridae. Bases 219 to 4625 code for a protein of 1468 amino acids. The transcript has 35 exons.
GGCGGAAGCGCCCGGAGAGGUGGGCGCGCCUCGGACCGCUGCCGCCUAGCUGGCAGCAGCAGCGUGUGACAGACAGUACCGGGACCCCGGGCCCACCUCGUGUGGAGUUCUCUUCGCUCAAAACAGUCUCCACCUCAGAGCACCAUGGGAAGCCCCUGGAAUUAGGAACCACCUCUCUGGAGGACCAGGUGUCCUUGGUGUGAGGUGUGCCGGGAGCCAUGGCAGAGAGCAGCGAGGCCGCGCUGUCGGUGGCCGAGUGGCUCCGGGCGCUGCACCUGGAGCAGUACACAGCGCUCUUCGAGCAGCACGGGCUGCUGCGGGCCACCGACUGCCAAGGCCUCAGCGAUGCUGGCCUGCUGGCCAUGGGCAUGCACCUCCCUGGCCACCGCCGCCGCGUCCUGGCCGGCCUGCUCCGGGCCCACGCACCCCCGGUCCCCGUGCCUCGCCCUGCCCCACGGCCGGUGCCCAUGAAGCGACACAUCUUCCGCUCGCCGCCUGUGCCCGCCGCGCCCCCCGAGCCGCCCCCCACAGCUGGAGAGGAGGGGGGCCUACCUGCCGCCCCGCCCAUUCCACCCCGCCGGAGCUGUCUGCCGCCCGCCUGCUUCACGCCUCCGUCCACAGCCGUCCCGGACCCCCUGCUGCCCGUGCUGCCCCCACUGCCCGCCAAGCGACACUUGGUAGAACCGAGCGUCCCUCCUGUACCUCCUCGCACCGGACCCCCCCACCCACAGGCCAGCCUUCCUUCCAAGGAGGAGUUACUGCUGCCACCACUGUCACCCCGUCCCCACCCAGAGCCUGCAGAGACUCUGUCCACCCUCCUGCCUGCCUUUCCUCAGGGUCCCCUGAAGCCUCCAUCUCCUCCUCCUCCUUCCUGUCCUCCAGCGAUCCCUCCCAAGCCACCCCGCCUGUUCCCUGAGUUUGACGACUCUGACUAUGACGAUGGCCCAGAGGAGGGGCCGGGGGCCCCAGCCAGCGUGAUGACCAAGGAGGAGCCCCUGCCAAGCCGAGUCCCGAGGGCUGUUCGCGUGGCCAGUCUGCUGAGCGAGGGGGAGGAGCCGUCUGGGGAUGAUGCCGAGGACGAGGAUGACCAUGCCUAUGAGGGUAUCCCCAACCUCCCUGCUCCACUUUCCUUCUCUGAUCCUAGUGGCGGGUGGCCCACCAGUGGCCUGAAUCCACCCUUACGCAGCCUGAUCCCUGAUCUCCCACUGCACCUCAUGGAUGAGCUCCCUGGGGGCUUCACCCCCAUCACACCAGUCGUCAAGGCUGGCUGGCUGGACAAGAACCCGCCGCAGGGGUCUUACAUCUAUCAGAAGCGAUGGGUGAGGCUGGAUACUGAUUACCUGCGAUACUUUGACAGUAACAAGGAUGCCUACUCUAAACGCUUUGUCCCCGUAGCCUGCAUCUGCCGGGUAGCUGCUAUCGGAGACCAGAAGUUUGAAGUGAUCACCAAUAAUCGGACCUUCGCCUUCCGGGCAGAGAGCGAUGUGGAGCGGAAUGAGUGGAUGCAAGCCCUGCAGCAGGCGGUAGCUGAGCAGCGAGCCCGUGUUCGGCUCUCCAGCGCUUCUGUGUUGGGAGUUCGAGGCACUGAGCAGCCUGACUGCGCUGGCAGCCUGGAGCUCCGAGGCUUCAAGAAUAAGCUUUAUGUGGCUGUGGUUGGGGACAAAGUACAGCUCUAUAAGAAUCUGGAGGAGUUCCAGCUGGGCAUUGGUAUCACCUUCAUCGACAUGAAUGUGGGCAACGUGAAGGAAGUGGACCGACGCAGCUUUGACCUCACUACCCCCUACCGCAUCUUCAGCUUCUCAGCUGACUCAGAGUUAGAGAAGGAGCAAUGGCUGGAAGCUAUGCAGGGAGCCAUCGCAGAGGCCCUGUCGACCUCAGAGGUGGCUGAGCGCAUCUGGGCUGCGGCCCCCAACAGGUUCUGCGCUGACUGCGGGGCGGCCCAGCCCGACUGGGCCUCCAUCAAUCUCUGCGUUGUCAUCUGCAAGCGCUGUGCAGGGGAGCACCGUGGCCUGGGUGCUGGAGUGUCCAAGGUGCGGAGCCUGAAGAUGGACAGGAAGGUGUGGACAGAAACGCUCAUCCAGCUCUUCUUACAGCUGGGCAAUGGCCCUGGGAACAACUUCUGGGCUGCCAACGUACCCCCUAGUGAGGCCCUGCAGCCUAGCAGCAGCCCUGGUGCCAGGCGUUGUCACCUGGAGGCCAAGUACAGAGAGGGCAAGUACCGCCGCUACCACCCGCUCUUUGGCAACCAAGAGGAGCUGGACAAGGCCCUGUGUGCUGCAGUUACUACCACUGACCUGGCUGAGACCCAGGCACUCCUGGGCUGUGGGGCUGGGGUCGGCUGCUUCUCAGGGGACCCGGCAGCUCCCACACCCCUGGCUCUCGCUGAGCAGGCCGGACAGACGCUGCAGAUGGAGUUUCUGCGGAAUAACCAGAGCACAGAGGUGCCUCGGCUGGACUCGGUGAAACCCUUGGAAAAGCACUACUCUGUCAUCCUGCCAACUGUGAGCCACAGCGGCUUUCUGUACAAAACCGCUUCUGCCGGCAAACCUCUGCAGGACCGCCGUUCCCGGGAAGAGUUCAGCAGGCGCUGGUGCGUCCUUAGUGAUGGGGUCCUGAGCUACUAUGAGAAUGAACGCGCAGUGACUCCCAAUGGGGAGAUUCGGGCCAGCGAGAUCGUAUGCCUGGCAGUUUCCCCUCUGGACAGCCAUGGCUUUGAGCACACCUUUGAGGUGUACACAGAGGGAGAACGGCUGUACCUGUUUGGGCUGGAGAAUGCAGAGCUGGCUCAUGAGUGGGUCAAGUGCAUUGCCAAGGCAUUCGUGCCUCCGCUGGCUGAGGACCUGCUGGUCCGGGACUUUGAGCGUCUUGGGCGCCUACCCUGCAAAGCUGGGCUGAGCCUCCAACAGGCCCAGGAAGGCUGGUUUGCCUUGACUGGCUCUGAGCUCCGGGCUGUCUUCCCAGAGGGGCCCUGGGAAGAGCCACUGCAGCUCCGGAGACUGCAAGAGCUUUCUCUCCAAGGAGACGGCGAGAACCAAGUGCUGGUGCUGGUAGAGCGGAGGAGGACACUGUACAUCCAGGGUGAGCGGCGGCUGGACUUCAUGGGUUGGCUAGGGGCCAUCCAGAAAGCAGCAGCCAGCUUGGGAGACACACUAUCGGAGCAACAGCUUGGGGACUCCGACAUCCCAGUGAUUGUGUACCGCUGUGUGGACUACAUCACUCAGUGUGGCUUGACCUCUGAGGGUAUCUAUCGCAAGUGUGGCCAGACCUCUAAGACUCAGAGGCUGCUGGAGAGCCUGCGGCAGGACGCCCGCUCCGUGCACCUCAAGGAGGGAGAGCAGCACGUGGAUGACGUCUCCUCCGCACUCAAACGCUUUCUGAGGGACCUGCCUGAUGGGCUCUUUACUCGUGCACAGCGCCUGGCCUGGCUCGAGGCCUCGGAGAUUGAGGACGAGGAGGAAAAGAUCUCCAGGUACCGAGAGCUCUUGGUGCAUCUGCCCCCUGUCAACCGGGCCACUGUGAAGGCCCUGAUCAGCCAUCUGUACUGUGUACAGUGCUUCUCAGACACAAACCAAAUGAACACACACAACCUGGCCAUCGUGUUUGGGCCCACGCUCUUCCAGACAGAUGGGCAGGACAACAAGGCCGGCAAGGUGGUGGAAGACCUCAUCAGCCACUAUGUGGCGGUGUUCAGGGUGGACGAGGAGGAGCUGAGGAAGCAGAGGGAGGAAGUCACGGCCAUUGUGAAGAUGCGAGUGGCUGGCACUGCCAGUGGGACCCAGCAUGCCGGUGAUUUCAUCUGCACAGUGUACCUGGAGGAGAAGAAGGUGGAGACUGAACAGCAUGUCAAGAUCCCAGCGUCCAUGACAGCAGAGGAGCUUGCCCUCGAGAUCCUCGACCGCCGCAACGUGAGCGUCAGGGAGAAGGACUACUGGACUUGCUUUGAGGUCAACGAGAAGGAGGAGGCGGAGCGGCCGCUGCACUUCGCCGAGAAGGUGCUGCCCAUUGUGCAUGGUCUGGGCAUGGACAGCCACCUGGUGGUGAAGAAGUGCCAGGCCAUGGAGGCCAUGCUACUGUAUUUGGCCAGCCGUGUGGGUGACACCAAGCAUGGCAUGAUGAAGUUCCGUGAAGACCGCAGCCUCCUGGGGCUGGGGCUGCCCUCGGGUGGCUUCCACGAUCGCUACUUCAUUCUCAACAGCAGCUGCCUACGGCUCUACAAGGAGGUCCGGAGCCAGAGGCCGUGGAGCGGGGCCCCUGAGACCAGUCACCGGCCUGAGAAGGAGUGGCCUGUCAAGAGCCUCAGAGUGUACCUGGGCGUGAAGAAGAAACUGCGGCCACCUACCUGCUGGGGAUUCACAGUGGUACAUGAGACGGAGAAGCAUGAGAAGCAGCAGUGGUACCUCUGCUGUGACACUCAGAUGGAACUUCGGGAGUGGUUUGCCACCUUCCUGUCUGUACAGCACGAUGGCCUGGUGUGGCCCUCAGAGCCCUCUCGGGUGUCCCGGGCGGUGCCCGAGGUCCGGAUGGGCAGCGUGUCACUGAUUCCUCUGCGUGGCAGUGAAAAUGAAAUGCGCAGGAGCGUGGCAGCCUUCACUGCCGACCCCCUUUCCCUCCUCCGUCAUGUCUGAGGAGUCUUUGCAGCUCGGGGACAAGUCACUGUCACCGGGAGGCCUUCCUGUUCAGACACCCUCGUGCUCUGCGUGCUUGGUGUGAGGCAACAGAACACGGGGAAGCCAUACCCACAUCCUGCAUCCUGACUGCAGCACAGGCUCCCUGGCUGAGCAGGAACGGGCUGGCAGUGGGGUUUUCCCAGGAGGGGCCCUUUCCUGCCCUCCAGGCACGCAAUGCUUCCUGACUGGCCUGGCUUACCCAGGGUCACUCUCCUCCAAUUUGUGGGAUUGGAGAGAUGGACGGAAAUCAGGAGCUGUGUAGGAGAGGCUUGAGGGCCUGGGCUCCCACCGGGAAGGAGCCCACCCUCUCCCCUACAGGCUCCCCAGCAGCAGAAAGCUGAACCUCUGAAGGAACUCCUGGGGUGGGUCUGGGAGUGGGAAGCUUCCACAGGAUGAAAGCUGGACUCGGGGUGUCAGCCGUCUUCUAGUGUGUGCUGGCAGGGAGGCCCUGGCUGGGGCUGCCUGCUACCCUUCUCCACUUUGGACACUUUUUGAUAAUAUAAAUAUAUCUGUAUAUUUUA